CGCGGAGCUCUCAGUCCACACCGAACCAUCGACUAGCUACCACGCCACUCCGUGCUAAACACCGCACAAACGUGGCGUGACAGAAAAAGCCGGCUGUGCACGGGUUGAAAAGUGACAGUGCGUCAGUGAGGAGAAAAGUGUUCGGGAAUUUCUCUGGACUAGCUGAAUAACCAGCAGUUUGCGAUAACGAGUACGAUUUUACGAAUUUAAAACUUCUACAGCACCACCAUUUAUUUGUAGUGCAAGAAGUGGGAUGCCAUAAUCGCCGAGAUUUUAAAUUGAAUGGCGCAAAGCUACAACAUGGCGUGGCUGCGUAUAUCUGCUUGCUUCAUAGUGGUAUCCCUACUUCUGAAUUCAUCUUUGGCUGCCAUCUGCCCAAAAAGCUGCGUUUGCAGUACUACAAGAGAUGGCUUACACCGGGCCACGUGCAGCAACCUAGCAGAGCUUUACAAAUACACUCUACGUCAGAAACACCAUAAUGUUAAUAUUUUAGAUCUCUCGCACAACAAUAUAACAAAAAUAACUCAUGAAUUAGAUAAACUUACUGAAGUUGUUACUCUAGAUUUAUCCACGAAUGGCCUCACAGAAAUCAAUAAAUUUUUACACAAUGCACGAAAACUCGUACAUUUAAAUCUGGCUAACAAUAGAUUUCAAAAGUUGGCACUUGUGCAUUUACCAAAAAGCGUGAGCUCUUUAGAUUUAACAAAUAAUUUACUCGAAGACGUGCCUUCUGACAUAACACAUUUGACCAGUCUAGAACAUUUGGAACUUGAAGGAAAUCCCCUACAUUGUUCUUGUGAUAAUGUUAUUGCUCGGGACCAUUUAUUAUCCUUAAAUGUGUACAUAGAUGAUGUUAAAUGUCAAACUCCAUUGAGGCUUAAAGGCCGUUCCUGGUUAGAACUAAAAACGAAAGAUAUAUGUAAAGCUGCUAGAUCGGAUUUUAUGGAUAUGAUGAUGGGAGACCAACCAAUUGAUGCUAUAAGGAUUGGAGAGGAAACUUCAGCAUUAAAAUCUAUGUCCUUAGUAUCUGGAAAUGACUUAGAGGAUGGAAAUAUCAUUCAUGGUGAAGAACUCUCUGAAGACGACGAUAGCGUACAAUUUAUGAAAGUAGGUCACUUGUCUACUUCUUCUCCUUUAAGUGAAAUCGAGGGUUCUGGUGAAGCUGAAAGUACGACGAUAAGUGAUAUUAUUGAACCAGUUAAUAGGCAAAAAAUAUUGGCCAAUCUUAUGGUUUCAGAAGAAAUAUUACCCGCUAAUGACAUUACAACAACAGAAAAUCCCUUAGAAGGAUCUGGAGAGGGUUCUGGAGAUGGAAUUUUUCAUUACGAUUACGAAGAUCAGACUGAAAGGAUACCAGAGACUACAACACCUGUAUAUGGGGAGUUUAAUCCGGAACCGGUUCAUAAAAUAUUCGAAAAUGAUGAAGAUAUCAAUGAGACCACUACAGAAUUCCCCAUUCCAGAACCUCCAUCUAUUUAUCAAGGUGGAGUUGGUUGGCACAGUCAAAAUGCUAAUGCUGAAGUCGUGACUGAAAAAGCAGUAACACCCCAAAUCACAAGAGACACGACUGUAUCAGAACAAAUACGAAUAACUCAGGCUUCAGAAGUUUUGGGUCAAAUACCGAAUACCGAAGAAACAGUAACGCCACACAAAACAGGAACUUAUGUAUGUAUAGCUCUAAUAGUGGUUCUAUUAGUCGGAUUAAUUGGUUUUGCAAUAACCAAAGGACAAAUGCGUAAACGUAGAGACAGAAGACUUCUAAGGCAACAAAAACGUGAUGUAGAAAAAGCUUCAAAAGAAAUGGUUGACAUGAAUAAAUCGUUAUUAGGAAAGCCAGCUGCAGUAGAGGCGCCAAUUGAUAAAAAGACUAACGGAAGAUAUGAACUAGUACCAACACAUGAAAACAAUCUGAAAAAAAAUGAAAACGGAGACGUAGGAAAUGGGAUUAAGCAGAAUGAUGAUAAACACCUAAGAACGGAUAGCCCACGAGACACAAACCAGAACAAAAGUAGCUCUAAGGAUAAUAAUUUAAUUGAUGACCCAGUUUUACAACAAGAAACUUCUUUUGAAUCCGACCCAGCAUCACCAACAUCUGGUAACAGACAUUCUCUUUCUAGUGAAGAUAUCUUUGUUCCUAUUGAUGAUGAUUCACCCAGAUUAAAUGGCACUGGAGGCUCUGAUAUUUCGCAACCACUUAUUAAUGGAGCCACUGAUUCCGACUAUCUGACACCAUCUCGGGAAUAUGUGCCUGUUUACUCACCUGAUAUGGGCAGGGUUCGAAUCAAAAUGUCGGAAACUCCAAAACCUAAGACUCCAGUUCUAGUUACUAGGAGCAGGUCUAACGCAGGAGAUAUAAUAAUAACACCUUCAGUCGAUGGAAACGCACGCAAGUCAGCUACUUGAAAUUUAGUUUAAUAUUAAAACAUUAAGGGAUUGUAUAUAUCGGUGUCUAACAACAAACUUAUACUAUUGGCAAAAUUCUGUGAUUUAUGCGUAUGUGUGUCAAUUAAAGGGGGACUCGUAACUGGUAUGAAGGUAUUGACUGUGUAUUAAGUACUGCCAAAGUGUGUUUGUAGUCGACAGUGCCUUUAUUUUUAACUUAUUAGUAUAUUUAUGAGAGUAUAUUGAGCGAUAAGUGAAUAUUUUUGUAAUGUGUAUAAAAUGUUGCCAUUUUUAGAGUUACAUUUAAAAUUGGAAUCCUCGUUAGGCUCGGCUGUUAUCGCAUCCCUGUAUGCUAGAAAUAUAUCUGUCCCAGUAACGGCUGGUAAAUUUCCAUUUUUCCUCACUUGUAUUACCAGGCCAGAUACGUUUGUGGCACCAUAGGCCCUGUAUCUUUUUUGAAAUCUCCUAUAAAAAAUCUGGAUACAAUGUUGAGUUUUCAAUGGUUGUGUACUUACUUGUUCUAUCCAUUACUCACAUACUAUGGAAAGUUCGGUGUCACUAUUAUUACUUUCUGUCUUACCAGAGAUUCGUUUCAUAACUUAAGCAUAAGUUCCUUUAAGUAAUAUUAUUAUAAUUAUUUAGUAUUUAAGAAUGUGAUACCAUUUUAUUGUAAGCAACGCUAUAACGUAAAAUCUUAGUUAUGCAGAUUGAAACAAAUGUUUAUUGAUAGUUAUUUGCUUAAGUAACGUCUAUUUCAUAUUUUUAUUUUUAAUACAAUAAAAAUCCCUGUUUUAUCAUUUAACUAUUAUCUCGUGUCGUGCUUGUGACUUAUUCUGAACACCAAUAUUUUAUUUAAUAAAUAUUGAGUCUUUAUAAGGAUCAAAUACGAGAACAAUAAUUCCAAUGUAAUAUUUUUUAUAAAUGAUGUAAUUUUAUUUUGAACGAUAUAAAAUGUUGAUUGAAAGUGUGUUUC
Messenger RNA from Pieris brassicae (large cabbage white), 3355 nucleotides. RefSeq names its product protein windpipe (gene wdp). Lineage: Eukaryota; Metazoa; Arthropoda; Insecta; Lepidoptera; Pieridae. The transcript is spliced from 3 exons. The coding region runs from base 283 to 2403 and encodes 706 amino acids. The record is from RefSeq and is a predicted model, not a curated record. Gene Ontology annotation, molecular function: protein binding.